GGCGUUUUGACUGGAGACCAAGAAAUUUAGGGCAUGUGGAAGUCCCUACAAACAAGCUUGCCUGUGAAUGGUAGGGCUAAGACUACUGUGAAUAUCUCUGAUAAUAUUACUAUUUCACUUGCUGAUGUGUUUUGUUGAUGGUAAACACAACCUAACAGCUAGGAAAAUGAAUUUGAGGAAUUCAGAACAAUGUACACCGAAUCCUGCAGUUUGUUUAAUUCUAGCACAUCACGAAAGAGUAAGUUUUGGCUAGAGUGAGCAUAUGUAAGAUCGCCUCUUCCUUUUAACCUACAACUUCGAGACAGGAAAUAGUUGUCAAGAAGCAUACAUAAAUUCGAAAUAUUGCUGGUAGUCCAUGCUUCAGAUAUCAUUAUAAGGGGUCGUUGAUAAAGAUCGAUCAAGUGUUGAAAAGACAUAUAUUAAACAAAUGGGACGCUAUGUUCAAGUGGGUGAGGGUAUCUCGGGCAACUCUAAUUUAUGCUGUUUCAUAAACUAUCAGACAAUCGAUCUUCUUACUAGUUCAAACUUUAAGCAGAAAGUCCUAAGACUUAGACAUAGGGUAAGGGAUUUGCCAUACUAUUCUUUGUCUCUGCAUAAUAAAGACUUUAAACGCAUCGAUUUCAAGGUAAGACGUUCUUGGCCUCAAUAAGCAAAUUAGCGCUAUGGACGGUGUAAUUACAGAAUGGCAAAAGCUUGAUAGUUCUAAAAAAUAUAAAGAAGCAUACGAUGUAGUGUCUCAUGCAAUAAGCAAUAAUAAGCAUCCUGAAUUGUACUGGAGGAAGGCACAUAGCUGCAGAAAUUUAGCUAACUCAUUGGGUAAAAACGAUAAACAAGUGUAUAAAAAGUACAUCGAAGAAGGUCUGUCAGCUUGUGAUGAAGGGCUUCGGAUAGAUCCAGAAAGUUCUAAAUGCAACUCUUGGUACGGAAUAUUUUUGAACUUAUCAUCAGAAAUUGAAGGAAUAAAUAAGCGAAUAGAAAAUUCUUUUAAGAUGAAGAAUCAUUGGAUGAAAGCCAUAAAAACAGAUCCUGACGACUUUGUGACGUUGCACGCUCUUGGGAGAUGGUGUUUCGAAGUGACAGAUCUCCCAUGGAUAAAGCGAAAGUUCGCCGCUACGUUUUUCGGUGAACCACCGACAUCUACUUACGAAGAGGCUCUUAACUAUCUCCUCGAUUCAGAAAAAAAGGCUCCUGGAACUAUUGUAAAAAAUUCUCUUUAUAUAGCAAAGACGUACCACAGGUUAAAGAAUUAUGAUCUGGCUAAGCAUUAUUGCCAUAAAGUGUUAGAAUUUACGGAAGAUGACUUGGAUACUGAAGAAGCAAAGAAGGAGGCGUCCGAGCUGUUGAAGAAGCUGUAAAGUGUUCAUUCAUCUGUCCAAUUAAUUGACAAGAUCUCGUAAUAACUUAUAUUUUUCGUAUGAUUGAGUUUUUAAAUCAACUUUUAGUGUUAUUAUCUGUUAUUUCUACUGGCUUUUUUGGUAAUAUUAUGGUGACACUAUUUUAUUCACCCUCUUCUGCAAUUUGUCAGCUGCUUUGGUAGUCUAAUUGGUUUGUAUUGUUUGUAUAAACCUUCCCGGUGAUGUUUAGGACUCAAACUAAUGUAGGUAACUCCGGCUGACGAGUCCCAAAUAGUAGCAUAGUGGCAUUCAUACGUGCAUGAUGCAACUUCGAUAUUCAAAGUGUUCAAGAAAGUUUAUGCAUCACAUGCUCCUAAGCACUUCUUAAGGUUUAAAUUAGGUUUUGGGGUAAGAACCAGGCAAAAUUGAUGUAAUUCAUUAAUUAAUGCCACUAAACCAUGUUUGACGCAAUCUACGGAGAUAUAAAUGUAAAAUCAGUUUUAUGGAACCUAAAACUAAGUAAAGACUCCUCUGGCGUAUAAUUUGGCUGUUGGACAGAUUCGUGUAGUAGAAACUUAUUCACUACUUAGCAGAAGUAACCGCUAGAAACAUAUACAAGUGCUAUUGAGUCAAUGUGAAUGACAAGGCUCCAGGCCUUUUUACUUAUAAAUAACACCGUAAUAAAUAUAUAUACUUUCCAUGAACGUUUUUCAGAAACUAAAUAGAUUUUGUAAUGUUUUGUACCGAAAUUUCGUCGUUUGGGUUUUAGUAGUAGAAAUUAAGUGAUAAGUUUAAGUGGACUGAACAUCGAGUAAACUAUUGCUACUUAUUGUUGUAUUUUCAUCUUACGUUAUUUCAUUCUGUUCGAUACACACGAGUUUUUGUAAGACUAGGCACUAAUAAUAUUAAUAUUUUUACAAAUUAAGUUAUAUUCAUUGUCCUUUAUACGAAGUUCUCCAAUUCUGUAUAGUUAACAUUCAGUUUAUUAAAGAGUGUGAAAUCCAUGUGCCUCAUUUAAGCAAAGCGUAAUGGAUGAAAUGUCCGCAGGCGAAGAAGAUUUGUAUUUCAGGUAGAAGAUUUUAAUGAAGUUUUGUUCUCCAAGCUGAAUCCAGUUCCAAAAAGUUGUAAGGAGCCUGUAGAAACCAAGUGCUUAUAAGCGGGACGUUUUGCAAAGACUAGCGACUUUAUUCUUCAUCCCUUUGGCGUCAUGUAGGUGCACCCAAUGCUCAUCUAUACUUUUCGACGGGUUGGUAGCUAGCCUUCGACCUAGCUCAAUUCCAUAUUUAUUCUCGACAGAAGCUAUAACCAAUUUGCUGAUAUCAUUCUGUGAGAACGAUAAAUGUUUUAGUCACUGAAAGACACGGUAAGAUUAGCGCAAACAAGGUCAUAGUCAGAGUCUAGAUAAGCACUCCGAUGGGAGCGGCAGUUUUGCACAUAACCAUACCAGCGGUAGCUGAUCGCGAUGUG
This is a messenger RNA of Schistosoma rodhaini, 2801 nucleotides long. NCBI's taxonomy places the organism in Eukaryota, Metazoa, Platyhelminthes, Trematoda, Strigeidida, Schistosomatidae. The record is from the annotation of a GenBank genome assembly.